UUAGCAAAAGCCAAAGGGUCACACUUUUAAAAGGAGAGAAAAUGUGUCCAUUUCCAUAGCCUUUGGAGAUUGCAAGGAGAAGGCAAUGGAGUCAUUGACCGCAGAUUUAGAAGACUUUGAAAACUCCGAAACAGGAUCGUUUAUCUCCGGGAACUUCUUACUGUUUGAUCUCUUCCACUCUGACUUCCCUUAUUAAUUAUACCAAAAAUCCCAUUUUAUUUCGUCUUCGCUUGGAUUUCUGAACCACUUGACUGUUCAAAACACACAGAAGGACCCAGAUCAGUUUCACAGCCAAAAAAACCCGAGACACUGGGAUUUUAAUUCUUUUGAACAAGUAGAAAUCCUUAUACUUCUGAACUCUUUGAAGAUGGCUGGGGUGCAAGAUCAAUUGGAGAUCAAGUUUCGGUUGACUGAUGGAUCAGAUAUUGGCCCCAAAAGUUUUCCUGCUGCUACAAGUGUUGUAACCUUGAAGGAAAGCAUUCUUGCGCAAUGGCCUAAAGAGAAGGAGAAUGGUCCAAGGACUGUUAAAGAUGUCAAGCUAAUAAGCGCAGGAAGAAUAUUGGAGAACAACAGAACAGUUGGGGAGUGCCGAAGUCCAUUAUGUGAUGUCCCUGGUGGAGUUACAACUAUGCAUGUCGUUGUUCAACCACCUUCAUUGGAGAAAGAAAAAAAACUGAUGAGCGAACCGAAGCAGAACAAGUGCGUUUGUGUUAUAUUAUAACUUUUUCUCUUCAGAUAGUGGGGAGAACAUCAUUUUUCGGUAAAGAGGGUUGGAGCUAGUAAUGAAAAUGAAGUUGGUAAAAUUGCACAGAUUGAUUCAACUCAGUUGGAAUUAUGCAGGCUUCAAAGGUCACAGUUUGGUGCAGGUCCAUCAUCAUACUCUGUUUGUUGUCAAGUCCAUGAGACUAUGCUACAUCAUGCACUCAUAUCAAAUAUUUUUAUGUAAAGAGUUCUUGUAUCGACCUUAUUUAUUUUCAAAUUUUACACUUGAAGAAGUUGUUUCAUUCACAAUGUAAAUUUUUGAUGCUAUUAUCUUGAAUCAUAUUUUGUCAACAA
Prunus persica (peach) is the source of this 1056-nucleotide messenger RNA. RefSeq names its product membrane-anchored ubiquitin-fold protein 2. Gene Ontology annotation, molecular function: protein binding. The coding region runs from base 368 to 721 and encodes 117 amino acids. The transcript has 5 exons. The record is from RefSeq and is a predicted model, not a curated record. NCBI's taxonomy places the organism in Eukaryota, Viridiplantae, Streptophyta, Magnoliopsida, Rosales, Rosaceae.